AUAUUUUAUAUUUAAAUUUGAAAUGAGUGAUGAAGUGCAGUGCAGUGUUCUACUCUGAGAUUCACAUGCUUCCACCCAACUCUUCAAGCUUUCCAGACUGACUCACUAAAUGACCUCUCUCUCUCUCUCUCUAGAAUGCAGCUUUCUCCGCUCCCAUUUUCCCUAUUUCAAAGUUCGCUAGCUGUCUCUGCGCUUUAAUUUACUAUCAAUCACCAAAAUGUGGCAAUUCAUCGUAGCAGCAGCGGCUGCAGCAGGAUCUGGGAUUUUAGCCAAAAAAUUAAUUACCCCCCAUGAUACUGACUGCGACAUAAAAUACCUAGAUUCUGCUGAAACUAAAUCUUCACCGCCACAAGAUUCUGUCUUUGAAUCAAACUAUACACUCAAAGAAAACACUAUUCAAGAGAACGCAGAAACCCUCGUCGACGAGGCCGCGAUCUUCAGGUUUUCGAGUCCGGAGAUCGCGUCUAAGGAGCUUAGGACGAAUACUCGAAAUGGGUUCAGAAAUGGGGGUCCGAAGAGGGGAAAAAAGAAAAAUGCUGCGUCGGAAGCCUGUCGGAAAGAGGCGGUGGCGGAUCAGGUUGGUUUUAAGAGUGGAAAGAGGAUUUCUGUUUGCUUGAAGAAGAGGAGAACUGGCAAGCAUGCUGCAGGGAAGUGUGAAUCUUGUGUUUCAAAAGAUAAUUCAUUUGGAUGGGGAGUUGGUGUUGGGAUAAUGUAUAUGGUGUCAGCUGGAACAGCUGAAAUCUCUAAGUUGAACUCUGCAAUGUGCGAGACGGUAAAAACUGUCGAAGAACUAAAAGCCGAGAUCUCAAAAAGGAAAAACUCACAAAACGUGAGUGUCCCAGUUGCUGGGAAUGAAGCUGGAACAAAUAAGAAGUUUGUUGAAAGCUGUUACAAAGAUCCAUCAUUCACUAGGGCAGCUACCAAGAGCGAAGAAAAUAUGAAUGCAUUUAGUCCUGCUUUGACCGAUGAAGGUGAAUGUGCGAGUAGCAUUCUUACGAAUAAUCAGCAUUCCGAGGUGUUAGAAAUGCAUCAGUUGGAAGCAGAGCUAGAGUCUGAACUUCAGAAACUUCCCUGGUCUGGAAUGGAAGCUUCUAGUUCUGAUGGAAGAACAGACAUUUAUGAGACUGAAGUGUUGGCUAAAGGAGAAGCGUUUGAGAAUGCAAGCUCGUAUCAAUAUAAUGGUGUGUCGGCAGGUGAACUGGAUCAGAAACUGUGUCAUUUGCUCGUCGAACAACAGGAAAGCCAAAUAAUGGAGCUAGAGGCCGAAUUGAAUGAGGCGCAUUCCAAACUCCACCAGAAAGAAACUGAGCUCCAAAAACUCAGAGACUGUGUGAAACGACUAACAGAGUUUUCGCUAGUCAAUGCUUCAGAUGAAGAAGGUGAGAAUGAAGAGGCGGAUGUGCAGGCAAUAACAGAUGGAAUUGAAGAGAAGAAGGCUGGAUUGGAAUCAAUGGUUGGAAUGAAACGAAGCAUUGGCUGUACAUCAUACAUUUGCUCUGGUAAAUAACAGUGUGAUCCCAUGGGCAACACCACACCACAGUCAUCUGAUGCCUGAAUGCUGCAAAGACAUCUGACAUCAUUUAUGGCUCUCGACACCCUUUGUUCUUCUCCAUGCAACGGUCCCCCCCCCCCCCCCCCAAGAAAAAUGUACAACAAAAAAAACUUAUUUUUUAUAUUUGGUAGUGAUAUAUUUAAUCGUUCUUAGUUAAGGGGCAUUUCUUGAGAGAGAGAGAGAGAUGACUAUUGUAGGUGAUGGUGGGGCGAGGAAGAUGUUAUUGACUUUAGGAAAAGUACCAAAUAUUUGGGCACAAAAUACAAUGGGGAGAGGUUAAGUUGUUUACAUGUCUAAUCCAA
Salvia splendens (bonfire salvia) is the source of this 1854-nucleotide messenger RNA. Its product is annotated as POLAR LOCALIZATION DURING ASYMMETRIC DIVISION AND protein. Lineage: Eukaryota; Viridiplantae; Streptophyta; Magnoliopsida; Lamiales; Lamiaceae. The coding region runs from base 218 to 1507 and encodes 429 amino acids. The record is from RefSeq and is a predicted model, not a curated record. The transcript has 4 exons. Gene Ontology annotation, biological process: asymmetric cell division.